Messenger RNA from Durio zibethinus, 5807 nucleotides. RefSeq lists its product as uncharacterized. NCBI's taxonomy places the organism in Eukaryota, Viridiplantae, Streptophyta, Magnoliopsida, Malvales, Malvaceae. The record is from RefSeq and is a predicted model, not a curated record.
AAUUAGAGUGUAAAAUGAAAAAUUAUGUGAAAGUUGAAGGCUAAAAGUCAAAACAGAAAAAGAUUAAGGGUAGUUUGUGACUUAUCAACGAAGCUGUCAUAAAGGGAAGUCUCCGUUCUAAUAAAAUCAAAUAGAAGUGGAAAAGCCUGCCUGGGUGCAUCAAUUCCUGUACUGCAAAAGCAAACACAUAAAAAUUAAAAAAAAAAAAAAAAACUCAAAUUCUUUCAGCUUCAAACUUUUUUAUUUUCAGGCUUUUUUUUGGUGGGUGGUUUGGUUUAGAGAAUGACGAGUGAGAGUAAUAAGGCCAUUAAUGUCUUUUCAACCCCAACGUUCUCGUCUUGUUUGUCACCUUUUGCCUGUCCGUUCACUAUCAGCAACCCUCUCAAUCGCCAUGGAUCCUUAAACCCUGUACUUGUUUCUUCUUCUUCUUCUUCUUCUUCUUCAUGUUCUUUCUGUCUUGAUCAUCCAUUUCCCUACCAGAGUAUGGGUGGUCAAGGUAAUCAUGGCUACUAUGCCAAUCACUCUGAUGCUACCUCUGAUACUACCUCUGAUACUACUUUCCCCUGUGUUGAUAACCUUGACUUUGAACACAAUUCUUGUUUUGCAUACUACCCGUUGGAGGAACCUCCAGUUCAUACCCAUUUCACUCUGCCCCCUCUUCAAUCUUCUCAAACUGGUAGUUCUUCAAGCUUGGGCAGUGUGAGCCAGAGUGGGUUAAAAGUCACUGCUGUGGAUCAACAAGGGCGAGAAAUCCCCCACAACAAGGAUCAGAUUAGAAGUGCUGGUUCCUUGUCUUGCAAUAACCUGCUUGAACAAGGUACUAUUGUUGAAGGAUCAAAACUUCUUAGUGAAACAUCUUCUGUUUUGCAUGGAAAAGGCAGUGUGGCCGUAGGAAAAGAUAAUCAAAUUAAACCUGAAGACAAGGAGACAAUACAUACUGAAAGUGGUAUUUUUGAAAUGGCUAAUACUAAGGUAAAUUUCUUGAACGAAUGUAUGACACAGCGAUUUUCAGUAUCAUCGGAUUUGUCCUUUCCUCCCAGACCUCAAGAUACUCAAAGUCAACUGUCAUUCUCAGCCCCAUUAAUGACUUGGAUUCAUUCUGGUUCAAAUAUUAUUACCAAUGAGAGAUGUUUUCCACAUCUUGAUUCUUGUGGAGCUGAAACUCUGGUUUCAUGUGCACCGGAGCAUUUUUCUUAUUCAGCUCAAAUUUUCAAUUCAUCAAGUGCUAGUUCCAAUCCUGCAAUUGUUAGUCCUGUUCCAUUAGAGAAUGUAGCUUCUGGCGACACUUCCGCAGUCAGCAACAGGGAUUAUUAUUUUGGCUUUCUUUUGCCUAGCAUGAUCAAUGCCGAUAUGGUGCAGAAUCCUGUAGACAAUGUGGCUUGCAAUGACCAAGUCAUAACAGAAAAAGGUGAAAAAAGAAAGAUUCUUGAACCUGGCAACAAUGGGACUAAAAAUCCCUCUAUUGUGGAAAAAUCCAAGCUUCAAAUUGCUUGUUUCAAUGUUCCUGAAGACUUAACUCUGGAGCAGCAUGGUGCUAAAGCAGGUAUAACUGAUGAUAAAUCUUCCACCAACCAUGAUGAUUCUGAUAUAGAUUCACCUUGCUGGAAAGGAGCCCAGGCUUAUAAAUCUCCUCUCAGAGAUUCAGUGCCUGUAGAUUCAGAUGAUUCUGAGGGUCAAUCUCCAGCAAGAGUUCCAGUGCCUCUGAAAUCUGAACAUUCUAAGAAUGAAAAAGUAGCAUGUAACAGUUUAAAUCCUCUGGCGCCCAAGUUUAUUCCUGGAAAUUCUAAACAUAAGGUGGAUUACCAUCAGAAGGAAUGUCAUGCAGAUAGUUCCUCAUCUUUUCACAAGAUUGCUGCUUUAUCUGUUACUUCUUCAUCAGGGGAACACAAAUUAAUAGAUUCUGUUAAAGCAGGUACAUGCCCUUCAGAAAGGAUCAAAGAUGUAGGAAUCAAGUGUUCUAAUCAUGCCUGUGAUUCAAGAAAGGAAUAUGGUGUUCCCUACACGUCAUUUAGAAGUUCAGCAGUAAAUUCUUCUUGCGGUUUUCAGCCAUAUCUCAGGGAAGAGUAUGUUACAUCUGAAAAUCAGCUUAUGAGAGGCACAAGUGUUACUGAUUCCAAGGAGGGUAAUUUGGAUGCAAUACACAAAGGGUUGGAUAGUGUUGAGGACAUAGCACAUAAUGGGCCAAAUGCUAGCAUCUCUUUCCUUACAUCAGAAACUGGCUUGAAUUCACAUUCCAUUGGAGUUGGUGUUUUUUCUGAUUUUACUGAAAGACUUGAAGAGCCAUCAAGGUCUAGACCUCCCAACAUAAAUGUUAAAUUAAUGAUGAAUACAAUCCAAUAUUUGUUGGAGUUGCUUCUAGAGAAUUCUUCAUUUGAUUUAGGUUCAAUGAGCAAGCAUGAGUGUGAUAAGCUCCUAAAUAUAAUCUACAACCUUUACAUUAUUAGAAAUAAGGCUGGUCAAAUGAGUGUAAGGCCUGAAUCAAGUGAUGCAUGCGCUUUAUAUGGUCAGACACAACCAUCUGAAGACUUAACUCCGAAGCAACAUGGUGCUAAAGCAGUUAUACCUGAUGAUAAAUCUUCCACCAACCAUGGUGAUUCUGAUGUAGAUUCACCUUGCUGGAAAGGAGCCCUGGCUUAUAAAUGUGCGCUAAGAGAUUCAGUGCCUGUGAAUUCAGAAGAUUCUGAGGGUCAAUCUCCAUCAAGAGUUUCAGUGCCUCUGAAAUCAGAACAUUCUAAGAAUGAAAAAGUGGCAUGUAACAGUUUAAAUCCUCUGGCGCCCGAGUUUAUUCCUGGAAAUUCUAAACAAAAAGUGGAUUACCAUCAGAAGGAAUGUCAUGGAGAUAGUUCCUCAUCUUUUCACAAGAUUGCAGCUUUAGCUGUUACUUCUUCAUCAGGGGAACACAAAUUAAUAGAUUCUGUUAAAGCGGGUACAUGCCCUUCAGAAGGGAUCAAUGAUGUAGGAAUCCAGUGUUCUAAUGAUGCCUGUGAUUCAAGAAAGGAUCGUGGUGUUCCCUACACGUCAUUUAGAAAUUCAGCAGUAAAUUCUUCUUGCAGUUUUCAGCCAUAUCUCGGGGAAGAGUAUGUUACAUCUGAAAAUCAGCUUGUGAGAGGCUCAAGGGUUGCUGGCUCCAUGGAAGGUAUUUUGGAUGUAAUACAUAAUGGGUCGGAUAGUGUUGAGGAGAUGGCACUUAGUGAGCCAAUUCCUAGCAUCUCUUUCCUUGCAUCAGAAAUUGGCUCAAAUUCACGUUCCAUUGGAGUUCAUGUUUUUUCUGAUUUUACUGAAAGACUUCAAGAACCAUCAAGGUCUAGAGCUCCCAAAAUAGAUGUUAAAUCAAUGAUUAAUACAAUCCAAUAUUUGUUGGAGUUGCUUCUACAAAAUUCUUCAUUUAAUUUAUGUUCACUGAAUGAGCAUGAGCAUGAUGAGCUCCAAAAUAUAAUCAAUAACUUUUAUGUUAUCGGAAAUAAGGCUGGUCAAAUGAGUGUAAGGCCUGAAUCAAGUGAUCCCUGCACUUUUAACGGUCAGAUACAACCAGUUGAAGACUUAACUCUGGAGCAACAUGGUGCUAAAGCAGGAAUACCUGAUGAUAAAUCUUCCACCAAUCAUGAUGAUUCUGAUAUAGAUUCACCUUGCUGGAAAGGAGCCCUGGCUUAUAAAUGUCCACUCACAGAUUCAGUGCCUGUGAAUUCAGAAGAUUCUAAGGGUCAAUCUCCAUCAAGAGUUUCAGUGCCUCCGAAAUUAGAGCAUUCUAAGAAUGAAAAAGUGGCACCUAGCAGUUUAAAUCCUCUGGCGCCCAAGUUUAUUCCUGGAAAUUCUAAACAAAAAGUGGAUUAUCAUCAAAAGGAAUGUCAUGGAGAUAGUUCCCCAUCUUUUCAGAAGAUUGCAGCUUUAGCUGUUACUUAUUCAUUAAGGGAACACAAAUUAAUAGAUUCUGUUAAAGCAGGUACAUGCCCUUCAGAAAAGAUCAACGAUAUCGGAAUGCAGUGUUCUAAUGAUGCCCGUGAUUCAGGGAAGGAGUGUGCUGUUCCCUACAAGUCAUUUACAAGUUCAGCAGUAAAUUCUUCUUGCGGUUUUCAGCCAUAUCUCAGGGAAGAGUGUGUUACAUCUGAAAAUCUGCUUGUGAGAGGCACAAGUGUUGUUGGCUCCAAGGAAGGCAUUUUGGAUGCAACACAGAAUGGGUUAGAUGGUGUUGAGGACAUAGCACAUAAUUGGCCAAAUACUAGCUUCUCUUUCCUUGCAUCAGAAAUUGGCUUGAAUUCACAUUCCUUUGGAGUUGGUGUUUUUUCUGAUUUUACCGAAAGACCUCAAGAGACAUCUAGGUCUAGAGAUCUCAUAAUAGAUGUUAAAUUAAUGAUUAAUACAAUCCAGUAUUUGUUGGAGAUGCUUCUACAGAAUUCUUCAUUUGAUUUAGGUUCACUGAGUGAGCAUGAGCAUGAUAAACUCCUAAAUAUAAUCAAUAACCUUUCUGUUAUCAGAAAUAAGGCUGGUCAAAUGACUGUAAAGCCUGACUCAAGUAAUCCAUGCACUUUAUAUGGCCAGACAGAAGCAGCUGAUCACCAUGAGGUGACAAAGGUGAAGGAUAAAGCUGUUUUACAUGAUCAGGAAAUGCACCAGUUGCCUGCUCCUAUGUUAAGUAGUAGAAUGCUGUAUUCCUUUUAUCAAAGCAAUGAUGAUGAAGGCUUCAGGAGGGGCAAUGACAUCAGUCAGGUUAUUGAGAAGGAUGCAAAAGUCAUUCGUUCAAUCAAGCAUGAAAUGCCACCAGAAGCCUUACAUAUAGGAGAUUGUGGCUUGAGGCUAAAACAGCUUUAUAUCUAAUGAAGUAUCAAGCGCGUGCCUUGCACAUGAAAUCAGAGCUAUACAGAUGCUGAUCAAAAUAAAGUUUAUUUACUUUAGCUCAAUCCCGAAAUAUCUUCCCUUUCAAAAUUACCUUUGUACUCUCACAUUUUCACACUAGUGCAUUAUGAUGGGAGGCUAUGGCUAGUAGACAUCUAUUUGUAGGACUAUCUUUAUAACUAAUUUUCAUUAUUUUGGCAGUUGUAUAGAGCCCGUGAUAUAACAUGUAGGGUCAAUGAAUCAAAGUAUGUGUGGAAGGAGGAUAUUUUGUGCAUGGUUAAUAAAUAUAAUUGAGAAACUGUGAUACAUUGAGAAUGGGGUGAAGCCUUGGAUGGAAGCUCCUGCCUUGGACCUGCAAGAUUCAAGACCUGCAAGCUGCUGGAUUUUGAGUUUAAUGUUCGUUUAAAAGUCAUUACCCUAACACACAAGGAUAGAAAGCCUCAGCGUAACAGUUCAAUCAUUUAUAAGCCACCAGAUUUUGAGUGUCUGGUGAUAAUCUGCUGUAGAAAAGCAUCGAGGAAAUCACCCCAAGGUUCACCAUUGCUGUGGAUAUACACUAAGCUUGUAGCUAAAUACUGGAAGGUUUGUGAUAUACUUUUAAAUAUGGAUAUACACACUUAGUUUGUGGCAAAAUCCUGUUUGUGAUGUACUUUUAAAUGUUAGUUUGCAAGUUAAUACUCAGUUGGCUAUUAUUAGGAAAAAAAAAAAAAACCUGGCUCUGGCUUUGGUCCUGUGACUAGGCCCAUUGCAUGUCAGAACUUUUUGGUCGGCUUACCUGGUGGGUUUUGUACCAUCUUAUCCACAAUGAACAACGCUGUUGUACCUGGUGGUCCUUGGUUCCUUGCUUGAUCAACAUUCACUUAAAGGGCUGGGGGCCCAGUUUUGCCUUCUAUAUGCGAAUUCGCCUAUUAAGCUUGUAGCUUGAUGGUGGUGGCCUGGUGGGCAAAGUGGGCUACACCAUAACUUGUCCAGGUUGA